Molecule: messenger RNA, 1080 nt
Organism: Penicillium waksmanii
Lineage: Eukaryota; Fungi; Ascomycota; Eurotiomycetes; Eurotiales; Aspergillaceae
Exons: 1
Coding region: 1-1080 (359 amino acids)
Source: RefSeq, a predicted model, not a curated record
AUGCUCCACCAUUGCACCAGAUCCUCCCAUCCCCUUUUCCAACGCCUAGCACGCAUACACCAUUUCCACCACCUCUACUUCACACGACACUUGAAGUUCGACAGAAAGUAUCUUCGACAAAAUCAAUUCCAGGCCUUGCCGCUUGAACUCGCAAUUAAAACCACUGGAGCUGUGUUAGGGUAUAUCAUUGCUACUUUAGUGACGCCCGACGGCCUCGUGUGGAUAACAAGAAACCACCUUUGUUCUACUGUUGGCUUUGAAAUUUUGAGGUCCUCUUUUGUCAUAUAUAUAGAGGGCCGCGACUCAAACCAUCUCACUUAUAAGAGCGUUCCGAAGGACCCUAACUGGAUAUUUGCGGGCCCAGAGUUUCACUCGCUCCAUCAUGUCUACCCGGAUCAUUAUAUCGGUUCGUUCAUAAAAAUCUUCGACUGGAUAUGGGGUACUGCCUACUCCUUUAAACACAAGCACUUUGUGAUCACUGGAGGAAGUGGAGCAUUUGGUCGAGCAAUUUCAACACAGCUCGAGCGUGAAGGAGUAUGUCGCAUUCGCAAGUUGAAAUUUGGCAUCGAUUGGGAUCAUCAUCACUUCGAAGAAGCGCUCUCUGUGCUUUCUAACUGUGACGUUCUAAUCCUGGCCCACGGCUCGAAUGGCCAGGAUGCAGUUGAAUCAAAUUGCGAUUCGUCUAUCCGACUUAUCAAAUUAUUUAAGAAGUACAGGAUUGCCAACCCCACCCACCUGACCCUUCCGGAAGUAUGGUACGUGGGCAGCGAAGCUGAGCUUCAUCCCUCCUGGGGAAUUGCACCACUUCAACGUUACUCUCAGUCGAAACGAAAAUUCCUGCCGUACGCUCGUUCCUUUUUCGAUGACCCUGAUAUGAUUUACCGCCAUAUCGUCCCGUCUUCAUUUCAGUCAUCCAUGGGAUCUGCUGUACUCUCUGCGGAUUGGGCAGCCAAGUGUGUAAUGUGGUGGAUUCGACGUGGUGCCAGAUUCAUUCCCGUUACAUAUACAGGGAUUGCGUACCUGAACUACUUCAACUUUAUGUAUCGUGUUCCUUACGCGCGAGAUGUGGAUCAAACGUGA